Molecule: messenger RNA, 388 nt
Organism: Racocetra persica
Lineage: Eukaryota; Fungi; Glomeromycota; Glomeromycetes; Diversisporales; Gigasporaceae
Source: the annotation of a GenBank genome assembly
UUCUCAUUACGAAAAAGAACACGGCUCUUAUAUGAGUGAUGAAAAGAUAUUGAAGAUAGUGAAACAGUUAGAUAAGAGAAACGACUUCACUCCUAAACUCCAAGGUAAAUUACCGGGUAGGAUACUCCUUGCUUGUGAAUCCUUAACUGCUAUCGGCGAAAAGCAAAUAAAUAAAAUUGUGCGAGAAUUGUCCGACCCUAAUCUUUCGCUCGCUCCUUAUUCUCCCAACCAAGCACAAGACUUAACUAAUAGAGUAGCCGAUAUAGUUAGCGAGUUAAUGAACGAAUAUAAUCACAGAGUUAUUGAAAUUAUUGAAAAAGAGAGAAAAGCAGCCUUUCAAGCCGGCCUAAAAGAGGGAAAAAAGCACCUUAAAUUAAAUAGAAAAUAA